Molecule: messenger RNA, 369 nt
Organism: Pistacia vera
Lineage: Eukaryota; Viridiplantae; Streptophyta; Magnoliopsida; Sapindales; Anacardiaceae
Product: glycine-rich protein DOT1-like
Exons: 1
Coding region: 1-369 (122 amino acids)
Source: RefSeq, a predicted model, not a curated record
AUGUCUCACCAAGGACCUCAGAACCAAGGGCCUGGAGGGCAUAACCAGGGCCACGGGGAUGAGCACGGUCAUGGCGGAGGGCAUGCAGGGGGACCUCCUGGAGGCCAGCAAGGUCAUGGCGAAGGGCAUGCAGGGGGACCUCCUGGAGGCCAGCAAGGUCAUGGCGAAGGGCAUGCAGGGGGACCUCCUGGAGGCCAGCAUGGCCUUGGUGGCGGGCAUGUAGGGGGACCUCCUGGAGGCCAGCGCGGUCAGGGUGGAGGGAACCAAGGGGACCAUGGUCAUGGUGAUAAUAAACAUGGUCACGGCGGAGGACGUGAUCAGGGUCAUGGACAUGGUCAGGGUAUCGGUGGGGGAAAUCAUCCACAUUAG